This is a messenger RNA of Scatophagus argus, 2298 nucleotides long. Its product is annotated as zinc-binding protein A33-like. The transcript has a single exon. Bases 276 to 1667 code for a protein of 463 amino acids. Gene Ontology annotation, molecular function: zinc ion binding; protein binding. NCBI's taxonomy places the organism in Eukaryota, Metazoa, Chordata, Actinopteri, Scatophagidae. The record is from RefSeq and is a predicted model, not a curated record.
CUGAGACAAACCACGAAACAGACCGUUGUUCGGCAACCAGGAAGGGACACACACACCCAGAAACAGACGAUAAGAACCUUUUUUAGACCGGACCCAAAGCUUCCCCUGAGGGAGGAAAGCUUCACCUGGAAAUACUGGAAGUCCUGCAACUUUAACAUGCCACUGACUGCAUUCACGAGCUGUGAAUUUAGAGGGAAAAGACUUCCUGAAGUAUCUUGACUGACUGACUUCCUGUUUUGCAGACUGCCUGAAGCGUUCAACUUUGCUUUGAGAAAAUGUCUCUCCAGUCCGAAGAGGAUCUCUCCUGUCCUGUGUGCCAGGACAUCUUUAAAGAUCCAGUUGUCCUCUCAUGUAGCCACAGCUUCUGCAAAGAUUGUCUGCAGAUGUGGUGGAAAGGGAAACCUAUACAGGAGUGCCCAGUUUGUAAAAGGAAAUCGUCAAGGAGUGAUCCACCUCGUAACCUGGCAUUAAAGAACCUGUGUGAGGUCUUCAUAUUGGAGAGAAAGAGAGCUUCCUCCGGGUCUGAGGCUCUCUGCAGUCUGCACUCUGAGAAACUUAAACUCUUCUGUCUGGACCACCAGCAGCCGGCGUGUCUCAUCUGCAGAGACUCCAAAACACACACCAACCACAGAUUCAGACCAAUCCAUGAAUUUGCACUGGAUCACAAAAAGGAGCUCCAGAAAGCCCUGAAUCCUUUACAGGAGAAACUGAAGCUCUUCGAAUAUGUCAAAGGAAACUGUGAUCAAACAGCAAAACACAUUAAAGUCCAGGCACAACACACAGAGAGGCAGAUUAAGGAGCAGUUUAAGAAGCUUCACCAGUUUCUACAAGAGGAAGAGACUGCCAGGAUCACUGCUCUGAGGAAGGAAGAGGAGCAGAAGAGUCAGAUGAUGAAGGAGAAGAUUGAGGCUCUGAGCAGAGAGAUAGCAGCUCUUUCAGACACAAUCAGAACCACAGAGGACGAGCUGAGAGCUGAAGACGUCUCAUUCCUACAGAACUACAAGGCAGCAGUGAAAAGAGUCCAGCAGCACCCCCUGCUGGAUGAUCCAGAACUGGUCUCAGGAGCUCUGAUAGACGUGGCCAAACACCUGGGCAACCUGACCUUCAACAUCUGGAACAAGAUGAGGGAGGUGGUCUCCUACACUCCUGUGAUUCUGGAUCCAAACACUGCCAACCCAGAAUUUAUCCUAUCUGAAGAUCUGACCAGUGUGAGACAUGGAGAGAGGCAACAGCUUCCUGAAAACCUUGAGAGGACUGACUAUCAUCGCUCUGUCCGAGGCUCAGAGAGCUUUAACUCAGGGAUUCACGUUUGGGAUGUUGAAGUUGGAGACAAUACAGCCUGGUUUGUUGGUAUGGUGGCAGAGUCUGUCCAGAAAAAGGGACGCAUCAAAUCUGGCUUCUGGCAAGUAGAGUUCUACAACGAUAAAUACAGCACACGCUUGUUAGGAUGUCCACCCACUGUUCUCCGAGUGAAGAAGAAGCUCCAGAGGAUCAGAGUUCAUUUGGACUGGAACAGAGGAAAACUGUCAUUCUGUGAUCCUGAUACGAACACACUCAUUCAUACCUUCACAGACACUUUCACGGACAAACUGUUUCCAUGCAUCGGAACUUUGAAUGAAUUCCCACUGAAGAUAUUACAAAACAAGAUUUCUGUAACAAGAGAAUAAAGAUAACGUAUUUUUCACUUUCAGCAUACUUUUCUUUGACGCUACAUGGACGACAUAUUGUGUUCAACCAAAAACUACACCCAUGUGUGCUUUAGGAUGCUGGUGCUUGCAGAGCUAAUUGAACAUGUGUUGGGUCACAGUGUCUGGCGUGCAGUUUGUGUUCCAGUUCAUCCCAGCAGUGUUGAAGUCAGGGUUCUGUGAAGAACAGUCAAGUUCUUCCACACCAAACUGAGAAAAUUAUUUUUGUACAUUGGGAUAUUGUGUUGUGGAAAUAAGAACUUUUGCCAAUCCGUUGGAAUAACACUAUUGUCUAAAAUUUCAUUGAAUGUUGAAGAAUUAAGAUUUCUCUUCAUUUUGGGCCCACGAAAAGCAGCCAAGUCAACGCACACUUAUGUGGACAGUGAGAGGUGUCCACACACUUUUGGCCACACAGUGUAUCUUUUUCAAGUGAAAUGUUUUCGUGCUGUUUUUAAUGUCUUAUUCAUAUUUCAUUUUCUGCUUUGCUGUUGCUGUCUGUUGUUAAGUGCUGCUGCACUGACUUAUCAAGAACCAACUGACUUUAAUCCCUUCUGCUCUGUCGUGCUGUUGGACAUACAGUUAAAAUACAAAAAUAAAACUAAUCUCAGAUAAA